GACUUGCUCAUAUGUAAAAUGGAAAUAACAGGGCUGGGCGCAGUGGAUUAUGCCUGUAAUCCCAGCGCUUUGGGAGGCCGAGGCGGACAGAUCACGACAUCAAAAGAUCGAGACCAUCCCAGCCAACAUGCUGAAACCCCGUCUCUACUAAAAAUCCAAAAAAAUUAGCUGGGCGUGGUGGCGCGCGCCUAUGGUCCCUGCUACUCAGGAGGCUGAGGCAGGAGAAUCGCUUGAACCCGGGAGGCAGAGGUAGGUUGCAGCGAGCCGAGAUCUCGCCACUGCACUCCAGCCUGGCGACAGGGCGAGACUCCGUCUCAAAAAAGAAAAAAAAGGAAUAACAGUACCUACCUCGAAGGCUGUUGUGAGGUUUAAAUGGAUUAAUAAAGCGCUCAGCAGAGAACCUGGAACGUGGUAAACGCUUUAUGUGUUAGUUAUUUCUACCAUCGUAAAUGUCAGCUUUUACAGUUAUAAAACCCCUUUAGCGCCAGGCGCGUCGCACCUGCAGCUCUGCUGGAAGCUGGGCAAGCGGUCGAGCAGGCGGCCGAGCGACGCCUCCACGUCGCCAAACAGGCGGUGGAUGCGCUCGGUGCACUCGGCGCCGCGGAUGAAGGUCUUGUAGUUAGCGAAGGCCAAGUCGCGCGUUUGCUGCAGCAGCUGCGCCCGCUCCUCCGCCAGGCGCUCGGGCUCGCGCCGCAGCCGCUCCAGCCCCGAGCCGCUCAACUCCCGGAGGUAGCGGCCCACAUCGGGCCGCUCGCGCCACUGGGCCUCGGGGAAGCGGUCCCGGAACAGCGACGCCAGGAGCCCUUCAUCCUCCACCUCGCCGAGAGCCGCUGCCGUAGCCGUGGCUACCGAUGGGAUAGUCGCCGCGGUCGCCAUCUUCCCAGCAACAACGUCACUUCCCUUCCGGACCACAGGGGGCGCUGACUCCGAACUUAGGACAGGAAGAAACAGGCACAUUUCCGGUCUCUAUGCUUUCUCAUCCGGCCGGCUUGCUUUCCCCUGCGGUCGUCCAGACUAUUGGGCGCUAGCGAGACGAACUAUUGGUACGGGGCUAGAGAGGAAGGCUUUGGGGUUGCCGGGGAGCAGCGAGCGACCGACUUCCGUUUCCAGUUACCAAGGCACGAGGAUCCGGUGUUCCAACCCAGGGGGAAAAAUGCGGCCUUUGACUGAAGAGGAGACCCGUGUCAUGUUUGAGAAGAUAGCGAAAUACAUUGGGGAGAAUCUUCAACUGCUGGUGGACCGGCCCGAUGGCACCUACUGUUUCCGUCUGCACAACGACCGGGUGUACUAUGUGAGUGAGAAGAUUAUGAAGCUGGCCGCCAAUAUUUCCGGGGACAAGCUGGUGUCGCUGGGGACCUGCUUUGGAAAAUUCACUAAAACCCACAAGUUUCGGUUGCACGUCACAGCUCUGGAUUACCUUGCACCUUAUGCCAAGUAUAAAGUUUGGAUAAAGCCUGGUGCAGAGCAGUCCUUCCUGUAUGGGAACCAUGUGUUGAAAUCUGGUCUGGGUCGAAUCACUGAAAAUACUUCUCAGUACCAGGGCGUGGUGGUGUACUCCAUGGCAGACAUCCCUUUGGGUUUUGGGGUGGCAGCCAAAUCUACACAAGACUGCAGAAAAGUAGACCCCAUGGCGAUUGUGGUAUUUCAUCAAGCAGACAUUGGGGAAUAUGUGCGGCAUGAAGAGACGUUGACUUAAAACGAAGUCAUUCCAAGGACAGACGGCUGUAUGGAAAGGCCGAGCUUUGUUUCCUUUGUUUGUGUGGACUCCACCAUCAUGUUGAAUUUUGUCAACACUCUGACCUCUUCAGGGACUUCUUAUUUACUGUACUCUCUAUCACUGACAAAUGCAGGCUGGAUUCUUAUUAUAUACAGAGAUGGCUCAAAAA
This is a messenger RNA of Pan troglodytes (chimpanzee), 1886 nucleotides long. RefSeq names its product nucleolar pre-rRNA processing protein NIP7 (gene NIP7). Gene Ontology annotation, molecular function: RNA binding. Gene Ontology annotation, biological process: ribosome assembly. Gene Ontology annotation, cellular component: nucleus. Lineage: Eukaryota; Metazoa; Chordata; Mammalia; Primates; Hominidae. The record is from RefSeq and is marked provisional.